Plasmodium vinckei vinckei is the source of this 816-nucleotide messenger RNA. Its product is annotated as adenylate kinase-like protein 2, putative. Lineage: Eukaryota; Apicomplexa; Aconoidasida; Haemosporida; Plasmodiidae. The coding region runs from base 1 to 816 and encodes 271 amino acids. The transcript has 4 exons. The record is from RefSeq and is a predicted model, not a curated record.
AUGGAAACACUAUUAGAUAGUGAAACUCUGAAAAAAUAUGAAGAAGAAACGAACGAAUAUAUUAACAAAAAAAAUAUUGAAAAACUAUUUGAUAUUAUUGCAAAAAAUGUUUUAAUUAAUAAACCGGAUAAUGUAUACUUAUAUAUAUAUAAUAAUAUAUAUUCAUUUCUUUUAAAUAAAAUAUUCAUAAUUGGACCACCUUCAUUAAAAAUUACAUCAACUAUAUCUUCGGCUAUUGCUACUUCGUUUGACUACUACCAUUUUAACGCAUCAGAUUUAGUUAACUCCUAUAUUUCCAAUAACGAAAAUGAUACACAAUCAAAUCAAAUAUUAAUAAACGAUAAUAUAAUAUGCUCUACUGUUAAAAAUCAUAUAACCAGUUUAGACGCAAAACAAAAAAGGGGUUAUGUUGUUGAAGAUUUUCCAAAGACAAAUUUACAAGCAAAUAGUUGCCUUCAAUAUUUGCCUUCUCAUGUUUUUAUAUUAAUUGCUGAUGAGGAAUAUAUAUAUGAAAAAUACGAAGAAGAAAAUAAUAUUAAAAUAAUAUUAGAUAGUAAUAAUCAAGUUUAUGAUGAACAAUCAAAUUUAUUUGAAAUAAAAGAAAUAGAUACACACCCUUUUAAAGAAAAAGUAAAAGAGUAUUUAAGAUCUAUUCCAGGAGUAUUAGAAGUUAUUGGAAAUAAUAAGAAAGUUAUAAAUUUAAGAGAUGUUGAUGAAAAAAAUGUCGUUGAUCAAAUAAUGAGUAUGGUGGCUAAAAAUAAUGAUGAGUGGGACUCAGUAUUCUCUGAUGAUAUUUCGGAUAAAGAUAAAGAAUGA